Nilaparvata lugens (brown planthopper) is the source of this 2077-nucleotide messenger RNA. RefSeq names its product facilitated trehalose transporter Tret1. The transcript is spliced from 3 exons. Gene Ontology annotation, biological process: carbohydrate transport; transmembrane transport. NCBI's taxonomy places the organism in Eukaryota, Metazoa, Arthropoda, Insecta, Hemiptera, Delphacidae. The record is from RefSeq and is a predicted model, not a curated record. Bases 181 to 1617 code for a protein of 478 amino acids. Gene Ontology annotation, molecular function: sugar transmembrane transporter activity. Gene Ontology annotation, cellular component: membrane.
GAAACAUCCUGUGAAGUCAUGAGAGCAUCUUGGCAAAUAAACAUUUUUAAGAAUUCAUAGUUUCCAGUAUGAGUCAAGUAAUCAUUGCUGAUAGGUGAAGUUCGAAGUCUGUCCGACAAAGCUCAAGUCUUAUUAUUUUUCAAUUUCAAUAGUGAUAUCUUAACCUAAACGACGACAAAAAUGGAUAAGCCCAAUAGUGCUAUGAUUAUUAAACAACCAACAACAAAUCAAGAGGGCAGAAAAAUUACACAGUAUUUUGUUUCUAUUGUUGCUACUCUGAUGGCGUUCAAUGCGGGAACAAUCCUGGCUUGGACGGCGCCGGCCCUCCCAGUGCUAGAGUCACCCAACUCGCCGCUGAACCGCACCAUUAGUGACUCGGAGGCGUCGUGGAUUGGCUCCCUGGCGGCUGUCGGUGCCCUCUGCGGAGCACUGCCCAGCGGAUACGUGUCUGAGACUUUCGGCAGGAAGCUGCCGCUUCUGGCGCUCGGCAUUCCGUCUGUCAUCUCUUGGGCCAUCAAGCUGCAAGGCACGUCAUUGGAAAUGCUGUAUGCAGCUCGUCUGAUUGGGGGCUUCACCGCUGGAGCUGCAUCCGGCAUAACGCCAAUGUACAUUGGAGAAAUCGCUGAGAGUUCAGUUAGAGGAACGCUUGGCACAUUUUUCCAGUUGAUGCUCACCGUUGGUAUUCUGUAUGUGUACGUGGUUGGAACACUGUUCAGUUACAGUUCACUGCAAGUACUGUGUGGCAUAGUGCCGGUUGUGUUCAUGCUGCUAUUUGUGAAGGCGCCUGACAGCCCGACCUACCUGUUGAAGAAGGGCCGUCGCCAUGAUGCCGAGAAGGCGCUGCGUCUGCUCAGAGGCCCAUCUUAUGACAUACAUGCUGAGCUCAACAACAUUCAGUAUGAAUUGGACAAAGCUUCAAGACAAAAAGUUUCUUUUGCAAAGGCUAUAAUGAAAAAAGCCUCUUUAAAGAGCUUAUUCAUAGCUCUAGGUUUGAUGUUAUUUCAGCAAUUUUCUGGAGUGAAUGCUGUCAUAUUCUAUUCAGUAUCUAUAUUUCAAGCAGCUGGAAGCACUCUAGACCCAUCUAUUUGUACAGUGAUUGUUGGCAUCAUUCAGGUCAUUGUUACUUAUUUCUCAGCAGUUUUGGUGGACAAGGCUGGUAGAAGAAUACUCCUUCUAAUCUCCUCGUCGGUUAUGGCUCUCUGCCUAGGUUGUUUGGGAUAUUAUUUCCAUCUUCAACAAAAAGGUGAAGACGUUAGCAAUAUUGGUAUGAUACCUCUAGUAAGUGUUUGCGUUUUCAUAGUUGUCUUCUCUUUAGGGUUCGGUCCAAUCCCUUGGCUCAUGACAGGUGAGUUAUUUUCUGGUGAUAUCAAAGGCUUUGCCUCAAGUUUGGCAGUUACCCUUAAUUGGACAUCCACAUUUAUACUGACAAAAACCUUCCAAUCAUUCCUCACUACAAUUGGAGCUGAUUGGACAUUUUGGGCUCUAGCUUCAAUAUGCAGUGUAGGAACUGUAUUUGUGUUUUUAUUUGUUAUUGAAACAAAAGGUAAAAGUCUAGAAGAAAUUCAAUGUGAACUGGCAGGGAAACCUUACUUACCCAAUGAUAAUGAUAAACUAUGAAAACUAAAAGUUUAUAAUGAUGCAACAACGUAUUUUUUGUAUUAUUUAUUUAUGUAUUGAUUUUUUACAACUGUUAAUACGAGUGAUUACAAUAAUAGAACAUGAAAAACAGAGUAAAUAAUCUUUUUAGUCUACUUGAUGGUCUUUGAAUAAUUGAAAGAACACGCUUUUCAUGUGAGGUGAACGAAAUUUAAUAAUUUGUAAUUUUUAUCUAAUAAACUGUUAAAACCGUUUGUAAUAAUCAUUUACAAAGCAACUUAAUAUUUGUAUAAUAAUUUCAUGAAUAGUCUUUGCCUGUUAUGGUUUCGAAUGUAAUACCUACAACCAAGAAAUUCAAAAAGUAUUCAUGUCAUUGAUAGAAUGUAAAAUAUAUCAAGGCAACAGUAAAGACUAUUCUUAUCAAUCACCAUCUGUUGUUUUCUAUAAUAAAAUAAAUAAUACGUGAGAGUCUCAAUCCUUA